This is a messenger RNA of Drosophila bipectinata, 1689 nucleotides long. RefSeq names its product uridine phosphorylase 1. NCBI's taxonomy places the organism in Eukaryota, Metazoa, Arthropoda, Insecta, Diptera, Drosophilidae. Gene Ontology annotation, biological process: uridine catabolic process; nucleotide catabolic process. The record is from RefSeq and is a predicted model, not a curated record. Gene Ontology annotation, molecular function: uridine phosphorylase activity. Gene Ontology annotation, cellular component: cytoplasm; cytosol.
GUGUAACCGGCAAAACUUCAACUCCGCGGAACUGCACUUGGCAACAAGUCUCCCGCCGCUUGAGGGUCAAGGUCAGCGCGCUUACCCAUCAGCUGCUGUGCGCAUGUGUGGCAGAGUAGAGGAUGCUUGAAAGUCGAAGUCGCAGUUGGAGUUUGGAGCCGGACCCGUUGCCGGUGCCGGGUGCCCGGGGUUAGGGGACUGAAAAGAAGAAGAACCAGCAGCCGGUGGUAGUGGUGGUUUCCCAAGCCGGUUAGGCCUCUUUUUGCGCGGCUCACCACCAUAUUUUAUUGUGGUGCGAUCAUGGGGUUUAUAAAAUAAUCGCACCACUUAAUAAGGACCAGAUGCGAGGGCAGUUCUAAAAGUUCUUGAAUAUUCCAUUUCUCUGGAAAGGAGACUUUUGCAAAACCUAUCAUUGUAUUUGGAGUUGACCAGAAACUGCUUUGGAAAACUGUGUACAAAAUUUUCAUUGAAAAUAAUAUAUAUUUUUGAAAUAAAAAAUAAAUAUGUCCCGCAAUAAGGGUGGUAGCGAUAAAUGCGCCUGCCGGCUGGUCAAGGAGGUUAACCAACUAAAGACCGUCGUCAAUGCCCAGAGCAAGGUCCUGGCCAAGCUGGUGCGCCAAAUGAAGGAAGGCUGCAAGAAGAAGGACGAGGAUGAAGAUGGGUGCACCAUUUGCGGUCUGAAUCCUUGCAUCAAAUGCCUGAAUCCGGAUGUUCUCUACCAUCUUGGACUGAAUACCGAUACCACGGACUUUCCAAAGGUGUUCGGGGAUGUAAAGUUCGUUUGCAUGGGCGGGACACCGGGGCGGAUGGAGGCCUUUGCCUAUUAUGUAAUGCAGGAGAUAGGACUGAAGCUGAAUCCGGCAACGAAGCUCACCGACAUGGCAGAGUCCGGUAAACGUUACGGCAUGUUCAAAGUGGGACCCGUUCUCUGUGCCAGCCACGGCAUGGGCUGUCCCUCCAUCUCGAUCCUGCUCCACGAACUCAUCAAGACGAUGUACCACGCCAAGUGCAAAGAUCCAGUCUUUAUUCGGAUGGGAACAUGCGGAGGUCUUGGCAUUAGUCCCGGCACUGUGGUGAUCUCCUCAGAGGCGGUGAGCGCCAAGCUAGAGCCCGUCCACGAGAUAAUAGUGCAUGGCAACAGCGUGCUGCAUCCCAGCCAGCUGGACGAGGGCUUAGCCAAUGAAAUCAAGUCGUGCCACGAUCCCUGCCAGGACAAGUUCGAUGUGGUAAUUGGACGGACCAUGUGUGCCCACGACUUUUACGAAGGCCAGUCCCGGUUAGAUGGUGCCUUCUGCGAGUACACGCCCGACGCCAAAAUGGCCUACCUGGAGCAGUUGCAGGCUCAGGGUGUUACGAACAUCGAGAUGGAGAGCCUGGCGUUCGCGGCCCUAACCAGUCGGGCCAACAUCCGGUCAGCUGUGGUGUGUGUCGCCAUUCUUAAUCGCCUGGAAGGAGAUCAGAUUACAACACCGCAUGACAUCCUAAGCGGAUUUGAUAAGCGUCCUGCUACCCUCGUUGCUCGCUAUAUAAGAAAAGUUCUGUACCCCGUCGAGGACUCUGAUGAGGCAUCCGAGGCGGAGUCUGAGGAAGGUGGCGGAGGUGCUGGAGACAGCAAGCCACCACCACCUGCCGAAGAGGAAGCUGAAUAGGGCUUCCAACUCCUUUAACUAACCAGUAGCAUAUGUUAAA